UUCUUCCUGCUUCUGAGGAUCGAGUCAUCUGUGUUUUUACUUGUUAGUGUUUAAGAUAAGCAGCGUAGCCGCUUUUAGUUUUUAGUUUCAUCAAACGUUUUUGGAUCAGAAUCUAAUAUUAACUCAGAUUAGAUUUAAGUAGCUAUAAGGUGGCGAGUGACACAUUACACGCUCACCGCAUCACUGAGCUUCUCUUCAUUAACAUUUCUAUACGAUCAUGUUGGACUGUGUUUAUUAUUAUUACUGCACACAUGAUCGUGACAUCGUACACUUCAGAUGUAAUUAGUGAGCGAGGACACGAGCGCUGUUCUGAAUAUUUAAAUAUAUUUACCACUUCAAACUGUCCCUCAGUUACCUCAUCAGGGGGUAACAACACGUCAGCAUGCUAACCUGCUCCUUUGCUAAUUUACUAGCUUUAUUGCAGCAUGCUAGCUAGCUUGUGUGUUUUAUUGCAUUUGUCAUGAAAAAAAAUGAACAUCAUCUGACAAUUUUUCACCCUUUUGAAAAGGAAACUGUGUCAAAUCGCUGCAAAGCAUUCUGGCAGCAGGGAGCUAAAACAGCAUCUGAGCCACCCAUUGCUCCUCCAGUAUCUGAGGAGGAAGAUGAGGAAGAAGAGGAAGAGGAAGAAGAAGAAGAAGAAGAAGAAGAUGAUGAGGUGCCCCCUAUAAUCGCGCCAAGACCAGAACACACCAAAUCAAUCUACACACGCUCCGUCAUCGAACCCGCUGCGACCCCUGACCCUGUUAAAGAGGUCACGACCCCGCCAGAGUCACAGGUCCAAUCAGAGGAGACAACAACUUCUAGCACGUUGUACAGACACACAGACCGACAGAGAAAAAAAUCCAAAAUGACUGAUGAGGAGAUUCUCGAACGGCUCAGGAGCAUCGUCAGUGUCGGGGAUCCAAAGAAGAAAUACACACGCUUUGAGAAAAUAGGACAGGGGGCGUCUGGAACAGUUUACACAGCCAUCGAUAUCGCAACAGGACAGGAGGUUGCUAUAAAGCAGAUGAACCUUCAGCAGCAGCCGAAGAAGGAGUUGAUCAUUAAUGAGAUUUUGGUGAUGAGGGAAAACAAGAACCCCAACAUUGUUAACUACCUGGACAGUUAUUUAGUAGGAGAUGAAUUGUGGGUAGUGAUGGAGUACUUAGCAGGCGGCUCUCUUACUGAUGUCGUCACAGAAACCUGCAUGGACGAAGGACAGAUUGCGGCAGUGUGCCGAGAGUGUUUGCAGGCUCUCGACUUCCUGCACUCUAAUCAGGUGAUUCAUAGAGACAUCAAGAGUGACAACAUCCUGCUGGGUAUGGACGGAUCUGUCAAGCUGACGGAUUUCGGGUUCUGUGCUCAGAUCACCCCGGAGCAGAACAAGCGCAGUACGAUGGUGGGAACGCCGUACUGGAUGGCACCUGAGGUUGUGACUCGGAAAGCCUAUGGACCCAAAGUGGACGUGUGGAGUCUCGGCAUCAUGGCCAUAGAAAUGGUGGAGGGAGAACCACCGUACCUGAACGAGAACCCACUGAGGGCGCUGUAUCUCAUUGCCACUAACGGCACACCAGAGCUACAGAACCCCGAGCGUUUAUCCUCAGUCUUCAGAGACUUCCUGAACCGCUGUCUGGAGAUGGAUGUAGACCGGCGAGGAUCAGCUAAAGAGCUGCUGCAGCACUCUUUCCUGAAGCUGGCAAAGCCUCUGUCUAGUCUGACGCCGCUGAUUGUAGCCGCCAAGGAAGCCAUCAAGAACAGCAGCCGCUAGAGGGGACUACACACACACAUAUAUACACACACACAUAUACACACACAUACACACACACACAUACACAUAUACACACACACACACAUAUACACACACACACACACACAUAUAUACACACACACAUACACACAC
Tachysurus fulvidraco (yellow catfish) is the source of this 1879-nucleotide messenger RNA. Its product is annotated as serine/threonine-protein kinase PAK 3-like. Lineage: Eukaryota; Metazoa; Chordata; Actinopteri; Siluriformes; Bagridae. Gene Ontology annotation, molecular function: ATP binding; protein serine/threonine kinase activity. The record is from RefSeq and is a predicted model, not a curated record. Bases 461 to 1747 code for a protein of 428 amino acids. The transcript is spliced from 11 exons. Gene Ontology annotation, biological process: protein phosphorylation; regulation of axonogenesis; regulation of actin cytoskeleton organization. Gene Ontology annotation, cellular component: cytoplasm.